GCGCGCUGAUGCCUGUGCCAAAAAUGGGGAGGCUCGUGUGGACCGCUGUUGUGCUUCUCCUGGGAGUGGGACUGGGGUCCUGCGCGCGGAGAGAUUACUUUAUAGGAAUUAAAGAGAUUGCGUGGGAUUACGCCCCCACCGGGACUAAUCAGAUCCAGAACAAAACCACCGCGGAGGAUGAAAUUGCACGCAAGUACCUGGAGAAGGGUGAGGUGCGGAUUGGGCGUGUUUACAAGAAGGCGGUGUAUUUGCAGUACACUGACGCCACCUACAGGCAGGAAGUGGAAAAGCCCAAGUGGCUGGGCUUCAUGGGUCCCAUGAUCAGCGCUGAGGAGGGCGACGUGGUGUACGUUCACCUGAAGAACAUGGCCACCAAGACCUUCUCCAUACACCCACAUGGCAUCAGCUACAACAAAACCAGCGAAGGUGCACUGUACCCAGACAACACUGAGCUGAGGGAAAAAGAGGACGAUGGCAUCUCUCCAGGGCACGCGUACACAUACAUGUGGAACUUGGAGGCGUCCCACGCACCCAGCAGAGAUGACACCAACUGCCUGACGCGCGUCUACCACUCUCAUGUCAACGGCCCCAAAGAUAUAGCCUCUGGCCUCGUGGGCCCCCUCAUCAUAUGCAAAAAGGGAACAUUGGAUGUUCACGGUGAUAAGAGUGGAGACUACCUGUAUGCACUGAUGUUCACCGUAUCUGAUGAGAACUUGAGUUGGUACCUGGAUGAUAAUAUAAAGACCUACUGCACCGCCCCCACCAAAGUCAACAAGGACGAUGAGGGAUUCCAGCAGAGCAACAAGAAACCUUCGAUAAACGGCUACAUGUUUGGUAACCUGCCGGGCCUCAGCAUGUGCAUGGGCAAUAAGAUCCACUGGCACCUGCUGGGCAUGGGCAACGAGAUGGACGUGCACUCCAUCCACUUCCACGGCCAGAUCCUCACCCACAUGGGCCACCACACGGACACCGUCAGCCUCUUCCCUGCAUCUUUUGUCAACGUCGUCAUGGACGCAGACAACCCGGGCCAGUGGCUCAUGGGAAACGCGGUCAAUGAUUAUGUGCAUGAUGGCAUGCAAGCCAUUUUUGAGAUUAAGAAGUGCUUCCCCGAGGUCCACAAGCCCAGGCCACACGGUGACAUGCGCCAGUACUACAUAGCCGCAGAGGAGUCCAUUUGGGACUACGGCCCCACACAGAAGAACCAGUACUCUGGAUCUCCUCUCAGGACUGAUGAUGACGCUGGUACAUUUUUUGAGAUUGCUAAUAACCGCAUUGGAGGGAAAUACAAGAAGGUGAGAUAUGUGGAGUAUACGGAAGACAAGUUCCUAAAGGUCAAGGAGAGAGCUCCUGAGGAACAGCAUCUGGGAAUUCUGGGCCCUGUGAUCAGGGCAGAGGAGGAGGACACCAUUAGAGUGACCUUCAAGAACAAGGCGUCGCUGCCCUACACCAUCCAACCCCACGGGGUCCAGUACGAAAUACAGGAGGAUGGCACCCUUUACCACAAUGUGCUGGAAGAGUCCUACACGGCCCAAAAGCUGCGUGAACUCAAAAAACUGCCAAGGAUCGUGACCCCACCUCCUGCAGCCAUGGUCCGCCCAGGGGCCACCUACACAUACACCUGGGUGAUCCCCAAAGGGGCGGGGCCUGCAGGAGAGGAUGCCGACUGCAUUAACUACCUGUACUAUUCUGCUGUCGACCCCGUCAAGGACACCAACUCUGGACUAGUGGGACCCCUGCUGGUGUGCAAGCGUAAGGCUCUCAAGAACGGAAAACAGAAAAAUGUUGACAAAGAAUUUCAUUUACUGGCCAGCAUCUUUGAUGAGAACUUGAGCUGGUAUUUGGACGAAAACAUCAAACUGUUCAGUCAGUCUCCAAACACAGUCAAGAAGUACGACGACGAAUUCCAGGAGUCAAACAAAAUGCACUCCAUCAAUGGCUACAUGUAUGGCAACCUGCCGGGGCUGACCAUGUGCAAGGGGGACAAGGUGUCCUGGCACCUGGCAGGGCUGGGCUCAGCACUGGACAUCCACGGACUCCACUUCCAGGGCAACAGGUUCAUCUACAGAGGCACCCGCAGAGACGUGCUCAACGUGUUCCCCCACAUCUCACACACUGUCAUCAUGGAGCCCGACAGCAUGGGGCAGUUUGAGGUGGUGUGCAAGACGGCGGACCACUACCAGGCGGGCAUGAGGGCCAACUACACUGUGGAGAAGUGCAGCAUCUUCAACCGGCAGGGCGAGGUGAUGCUGCAGCAGAAGAAGUACUACAUUGCAGCUGUGGAGGUGGACUGGGACUACUCACCCAGCCGCACCUGGGAGACGCUCAUGUACAAGGGCCUGCAGGACAGCCCAGGCAAUGCAUUCCUGAGCAAAGACACAGGCUUCAUCGGCCCCAAGUACAAGAAGGUUGUCUACAGGGAGUACACAGACGACAAAUUCGUCAAGCAGAAGGAGAGACUGGCUGACGAGGCGCACCUGGGAAUCAUAGGCCCUAUGAUCCAUGGCAACGUUGGAGAGAAAGUGAAGGUGGUAUUUAAGAACAUGGCCUCAAGGCCCUAUUCCAUACAUGCACAUGGAGUGAAGACCGAAAGCCCCCAAGUUUAUGCAACUAAACCAGGUGAGACGCACACGUACACCUGGUACAUCCCGAAUUCAGCUGGGCCAACUAAAGACGAGAAGACAUGCAAUGUUGGGGCCUAUUAUUCCACUGUGAAUGUAAACAAGGACCUUUACAGUGGUUUGAUCGGUCCACUGGUGAUAUGCAAAACGAGCUGGGCGAGGACAUUUGGCCUGAAGAAGGAGAUUGAGGAGUUUGCCCUUCUCUUCAUGGUGUUCGAUGAGAACCAGUCCUGGUACCUGGACGAGAACAUCAAAACCCACAUCAGAAAUCCCAGCGCCAGACUGAAGGAAGAUGAAAAUUUUAUCGAGAGCAACAAGAUGCAUGGUAUCAAUGGGCUGAUGUACGGCAACCUGAAGGGCCUGAGCAUGGAGGUGGGCGACAAGGUGUACUGGUACCUGAUGGGCAUGGGAAAUGAGGUGGACAUCCACACCGCUCACUUCCACGGCCACAGCUUUGAGUACAAGAUGGAAGGCAGCCACCGCGCAGACGUCUUCGAGCUGUUCCCCGGCACUUUCCAAACCAUCGACAUGAGGCCGCUGUACCCGGGCACCUGGAUGCUGCACUGCCACGUCACCGACCACCUCAUGGCCGGCAUGGAGACCACUUACACGGUUAAGGAGAAGGAGAAGAAGAAGGGAAUUUUCGGGCGCUGAAGACAGUAACCUCACAGAAAGACGUCCCCCAUGUACACUGCUACCGCAAAAGUUUCUACACUGCUACACACAACUUCCUUCAUGCUCACUUUCUAAUAAACACUACUGUACAUAAAGUAUCUUUCUGGCACAUUCAAAUAAACCUCAGAGGAAGAGAGAGAGA
This is a messenger RNA of Engraulis encrasicolus (European anchovy), 3435 nucleotides long. RefSeq names its product ceruloplasmin (gene cp). Lineage: Eukaryota; Metazoa; Chordata; Actinopteri; Clupeiformes; Engraulidae. The transcript is spliced from 20 exons. The record is from RefSeq and is a predicted model, not a curated record. The coding region runs from base 9 to 3272 and encodes 1087 amino acids. Gene Ontology annotation, molecular function: signaling receptor activity; oxidoreductase activity; copper ion binding. Gene Ontology annotation, cellular component: plasma membrane.